AUGUACUUCUUAGAACCAGACACUGUGAGGAUUGACACCGUUCUAGAGCACGCCAACAUCAUCAACCAAUUACAGGCUGAGCUGAAGGACGACGGAACAAAAACUGAAUAUGAAAUAAUAACCAGACCUAUAGCCUUGUACCCAAAAGAAAAUUGUGCUUAUGAUAACUACAGUUUUCUCAACGAUGAAAUUAUUACCAGAGUAGAUACAAAAUCGCCGGAAACAGAAUUUGAUGAAGGAACGCAACGUGGUACGGAUACCAGAAAAUCUCAAGAUUUGAGUAAACCACCAACAGAAUCAACACAGUGUCCCGAAGAUAUUGCUGUUACUGUCAGUGUAUCACCGUCUACGUCUAUCAGCACGAAGCUCAAAGUAAUUGUAACUGUACUGAACUGUGCUAUGACAGCAUGCUCUAUUGGUUUUGUCUAUAGUUUGAGUGUGAUGUUCGUCGACAUCAUCGAAGAAUUUCAAUCAUCUAGAGCUGAGACAUCAUCGAUCCUGUCUAUUUCCAGCGCUCUCAUGUUUGCAUUAGGUGGUGUUUGGGGGCCAUUGAUGACGAAGUUUAAUAGUGGAUAUAUUUGUAUGGCUGGAGGUCUGAUCAUCCUUAUCGGAUGUUUGAUUAGCGCUUUCACCACCAGUUUGCCUUUACUAAUAGCUAGUCUAGGUGGUCUCACAGGGAUUGGUUUGUCAAUUCCAUUCUUUCUCGCUUUUGUUAGUGUUCCUGAAAUUUAUAACCAACACAGCUACAUUAUGAUGUCUGUGGUUAGUAUAGCACCUGGAAUUGGGUCUUGUGCGUUCCCUUACGUUACUCUACUACUAAUGGAAACGUAUGGAUGGCGGGGAGCAUUAUUGAUAAUUGGUGCAAUAUUUUCCAACUGUAUUCCAAUCGGACUAAUUAACGGAUAUGUCAAAAAGCGACUUCUUGUUGGUCAUGGACAUCCAACCAUAAACAUUAGAGAUCUCCUUUCGUUACCCUUGUUUAAAAACACAAAGUACCUCAUAUCUGUGUCUGCUACGAUGUUCUUCAGCUUGCUUGGUCCAACAACAUUGCAGGUUUAUGUUGAUAUGAUUACAGAAAAGGGAUUCAGUCUGACAGCCGGAUCAGUACUGCUUUCAACCUAUGGAUUCUCUGAUUUAGGAGGACGAGUAAUUGGACUUGUUGUUUUUCCCCAAAUCAAAUUGAACAACAAAAUUAAAUGGGCGUUUUGUAUCGCGGUCUUGUCAAUUACGCCAUUAUUGUAUACAAUAUUCUUUGAAUAUGAAUAUCUUCUAGCCAUUACGAUUCUCUUUGGACUGUCUUGGGGAAUGUCCAUGUCGUGUUAUCCUUCUAUGAUAAUGGAAUCUACUGGACCGAAGCAUAUUUCAAGUGCUCUAGGCUACUGUAAUUUCAUUGAUGGUGCUAUUAGCCUACUUGGUGGACCAGCUGCAGGACUCAUCAAAGAUGCUACAGAUUCAUAUACCUUGGUCUACCAUCUGGCGACUGCUACGACUGGUAUGGGUAGUUUGGUAAUGGUCAUGAUGCUGCUCAAGUUAAAUUGGACUAAGAAAAGAGGGAAAAAGACACCCGUUCCUGUUGAAAAUACAAACCAUAUUUAA
Lottia gigantea (owl limpet) is the source of this 1596-nucleotide messenger RNA. RefSeq lists its product as hypothetical. The coding region runs from base 1 to 1596 and encodes 531 amino acids. The transcript has 5 exons. Gene Ontology annotation, biological process: transmembrane transport. The record is from RefSeq and is a predicted model, not a curated record. Gene Ontology annotation, molecular function: monocarboxylic acid transmembrane transporter activity. NCBI's taxonomy places the organism in Eukaryota, Metazoa, Mollusca, Gastropoda, Lottiidae.